GGCGGGCGUCUGGGGCGGCCGGAGGCUCAGCGGCUCAGCAGUUAGCCGAGAGCGAGUACGCGGUCCCCCUACGGAACUUCUCCGCGGCCGUCCCGGCGGUAGCCGUCUGUCCCCACCUCCCUCAUGUCCCGCAAGGCGAGCGAGGACGUGGAGUACACGCUGCGCAGCCUGAGCAGCCUGAUGGGCGAGCGGCGCCGCCGGCAGCCGGAGCCCGGGGCACCGGGAGGGGAGCGCAGCCUGCUGGCCGCCGAGUCGGCCACCAGCCUGCAGAGCGCGGAGCUGGAGCGCGCCGCACGCCGGCAGUUCCAGCGCGAUGAGACCCCCGCCUUCGUCUACGCGGCCGCCGCCUUCUCGGCGCUCGGCGGCUUCCUGUUCGGCUACGACACCGGCGUGGUGUCCGGGGCCAUGCUGCUGCUGCGGCGCCAGAUGCGCCUGGGCGCGAUGUGGCAGGAGCUGCUGGUGUCGGGCGCGGUGGGCGCGGCCGCCGUCGCGGCGCUGGCUGGAGGGGCCCUGAACGGAGCCCUUGGUCGGCGCAGCGCCAUCCUGCUUGCCAGCGCCCUGUGCACCGCGGGCUCUGCCGUGCUGGCCGCCGCCGCCAACAAGGAGACGCUGCUGGCCGGCCGCCUAGUCGUGGGGCUCGGCAUCGGCCUUGCUUCCAUGACAGUGCCCGUGUACAUCGCCGAGGUUUCUCCACCUAACUUGCGAGGUCGGCUGGUCACCAUCAACACCCUCUUCAUCACAGGGGGACAGUUUUUUGCGAGUGUUGUCGAUGGAGCCUUCAGUUAUCUGCAGAAGAAUGGAUGGAGGUACAUGUUGGGACUUGCAGCAAUUCCAGCUGUUAUACAGUUUCUUGGAUUUCUCUUUUUGCCCGAAAGCCCUCGGUGGCUCAUUCAGAAAGGACAGACUCAGAAGGCCCGCAGAAUCUUGUCUCAGAUGCGUGGCAAUCAGACUAUCGAUGAGGAGUAUGACAGCAUCAGAAACAGCAUCGAGGAGGAGGAAAAGGAAGCUGGCGCAGCUGGACCUGUAAUCUGCAGAAUGCUGAGUUACGCCCCUACUCGCCGGGCAUUAGUUGUGGGAUGUGGUUUACAGAUGUUCCAGCAGCUCUCGGGCAUCAACACCAUCAUGUACUACAGCGCAACCAUCCUGCAGAUGUCUGGCGUGGAAGACGACAGGCUUGCAAUAUGGCUGGCUUCCGUGACGGCUUUCACCAACUUCAUUUUCACACUAGUGGGAGUCUGGCUCGUUGAGAAAGUGGGUCGCAGGAAGCUUACCUUUGGCAGUUUGGCAGGUACUACCGUAGCCCUUAUUAUUCUUGCUUUGGGAUUUCUGCUCUCAGCCCAGGUUUCCCCACGGGUCACUUUCAAACCAGUGGCUCCUUCAGGUCAAAACGUCACCUGCACGGGAUACAGUUACUGUAAUGAGUGUAUGCUGGACCCAGACUGCGGUUUCUGCUAUAAGAUGAACAAUUCAGCUCUCAUCGAUUCCUCCUGUGUUCCAGUUAAUAAAGCUUCUACAAAUGAGGCAGCCUGGGGCAGGUGUGACAACGAAACCAGGUUCAAAACAGAAGAUGUGCACUGGGCCUACAGCUUCUGCCCAACCCCGUACUCCUGGACAGCGCUCCUGGGCCUGGUCUUAUAUCUUAUCUUCUUUGCACCUGGAAUGGGACCAAUGCCUUGGACGGUGAACUCUGAAAUCUAUCCUCUCUGGGCAAGAAGUACAGGAAAUGCAUGCUCAGCCGGAAUAAACUGGAUUUUCAACGUCCUGGUUUCAUUGACCUUUUUACACACUGCUGAGUAUCUUACAUACUAUGGAGCGUUCUUCCUCUAUGCUGGGUUUGCAGCGGUGGGACUGCUGUUCGUCUACGGCUGCCUUCCUGAAACCAAAGGGAAAAAAUUAGAGGAAAUUGAGUCGCUCUUUGACAACAGGCUGUGUCCAUGCGGCGCUUCUGACUCCGACGAAGGCAGAUACAUUGAAUACAUUCGGGUCAAGGGGAGUAACUAUCAUCUCUCAGACAACGACGCUUCUGAUGUGGAGUAAUUUUCAGCUGAUUACAUUUUAGUCACUGAAUCAAGUGUGGGGAGAAGGCCAGCGCUUAGACACUGCCCUGCUCACAAGCUGAGUCUCCCCACAGUCCUUCCGAAUGACUCCAUGUUUUAGAAGACUUGAUGAGGAACUAAAUACAACCAUAGUGAUGUUUAUUUUCAUAAGCAGAAAUGCUAAAAAAAGAAAACCCACAGAUUUUUCUUAAACAAAUGUUAUAAUCCCUUCCUGAGACAGUCUAAACAUUACUGUUGUACCCAGUGACUUCAGUAGAACCCCUUUCUCCUAAGACCAUAUACAAUUAUUAGUCGCAAUACAGUCAAAGGUAAUCUAGGCAGAUUAUAUAUGUACAUUUAUAAAGGAUUAUUUAAGGUGACAUAAAGGUAUUUAUUGCCAAAACAAGGCCUAGGAGACCCUAAAUUUUCAUACCAAGUAGUGGCUUUUCUAUGAUCGAUCAGUUGGUACAAAGUGAAUUCCAUUUACACACCCAUCCACAAACUAAGAAGUCCUAUAAGGACAUGGCUGGCCCUCUCUCCUUUCCAUUCCGGAUGUUGGCUUCUGUCUCCAACACAGAUACAAUAAUUUCUUCAGAGACUGAAUACCCAGGAUCUUUUGAACACUAUCCAAAGCAGGCCCUCUAGGGGUUAUUUUCAUACUUUUUUGCAUUGGUGAUGAGUAUAUUUGCACAGAUAAGCUAGCAUGUUUUGAUAAGUAUAUUUUGUUGUCAAAGUGAGAAAGAGCAGAUUUUUAUAUACCCCGACCCAUGCGUCUCAAUCGCGUGCGCAGAUGGAAUGUGAGUAUGAUGGAGAGCGGUGCCCAGUCACCAGCUGUGCUCCGGGGCCAGUUCAGCCCCCACCAGACUCUGCACACUGUCACUCCCAGCCUCCUGUUGCUCUGUGCCUUCCUUGGUGUUACAUGACAGCUGCUGGCAGACUGGUUUUCUCUUUCCGAGACUCCAGAGGAAAGGAGGCAGUGGCAGAAACAGUUAUUGACAUUUAAUUGAAGUCCUAGGCCUUCUUUCUCCACAUGUUUUAUUGGCUCUUCCAAAGGAUGGGGGCAUACCUCACUACUAAUUACAUGUAUUUUUCCCCUGAGAACAUAAGCCAGUUUUAAUUCUGUCUUCUUUUCUCAUCCCUAAUAAUUUGCUACACAACCAAAAUUCAGAGCUGUGUCUGUUUCUUUAUCUCAUAUUUGGUUGUUUUUUUUUUUUUUGUCUGCUCUAAAAAUUGAGAUUUCUCCUUUGGAAAAGACAUGGAUGGGUUCUAAUGUUGCAGUCAGUAACCGUUGACUAACCUUUAGACAUAUCUCUCAAAGUAUUUGGUGGUUUCUGUGUUCAUUCAACAACGAAUUCCUAAUUCUCACCACCCUACUAAGAGCUGCGUGGCACAAGCAAAAUUCCUUUGCUACAAAACUCAUUUGCAGGUUCCGAAGCUAUGGAUGAUCAAAGGACCAGUUGGGAUCAUCAGUUUGAUGUUUCGCGCGAUGAUUUAAACACCUUAUUAGGUUCCAUAUCCAAGGGAUAAAAUGGAAAGAUUUUUUCCAGCCUCUAAGACAUUUAUUCUUCUUCUAAAGUCUGACUUACUCUUACCAAAAUUCCCAAGCUAAGACUCUAGUGAAGGAAAUUUAUCUUCCGGUCAGCGGAGGUACUUCCAGGCUCUUCCGUGGCCUACAAAUUCUUCAACCAAAAGAGAAAGUUCUCACUGUUUGUUUGUUUAAUGUUAUUUUAAAAAUUUAAUAUAGUAUUUUGGAAAAUUUUUCUCUCAAAUUAGGUGCUUUGAAAUUUAUUUAUAGAGAAUAUUAGUACUGAUGUUUCUCUAGCACAGAAGAUAUUAUUUAAUAGGAUGUAUUAUUUGAUAUUCCCUAUCGCUUUAGAAGUUUCUUAUCUCAAUAGCAUUUUACAAGAUCAAAUGAGCUAUUAUGUGGUAUAGUUAGUGCAUUAUGGGAAGAAAACAAUGAGCGAAGUUCUCCUUUUAAACAUGUAUUUUUUUAUGAUUUGUUCAACUGGUUGCCUCAAUUCUUCCCUUCAUGGGCCACGUAGCCUUAAGCACACAGGUGUCUGCAGCUGGGCUGACACAUGGGACCCCACGUGACGCAAAGCGACCGCCAGUGUUGUUAGUCCUGAAAGCCAGGUGUGAUCUGUUCUAGCUGACAUAAAAACAUGUCCAUAAAUUAACAUAGUAAUGGGAAAUUGUCCACAAAUCUCUCGCCCUAUUCCUUUCCUCAUUUCUGAAAAUGAUUUGUUAUUUAUAUAGUUACAAUAUUCCAUACUUUUAAAUUUAAAAUACAAGACAGAGAAACCCAUAUAAGACUUCUUUAUAACUUUUUAAAAGCAGCUCGAUACUUGAAGAGGAGCCUUCUGUAAUUCAGGUAUGCUUUUAGACUUGGUGAACAUUGAUCGCACAUUAAGAGUUCCAUGGUGGAAUUUUUCAGAUUUUUAUUCUAUUAAACACCUUGUAUGUUUCUAGUGUCUCUGACCAGCACAGUCAACAUAUAUUUCCUAGUAUGAUUUCUAUGUUAUAUAAUUUGAUCUGACACACUAAAAUAGACAGAUUAAGCAUUGUACUUGCCACUGUAAGGAUUGCUACACCUACUCAGUCACUAUGUUAAACAUGGCUUUGGAUAUAAAGAGAGAAAAUUUAAACAAAAGGUAUUUCCGGGAGAAUGACAGCAGAAACAUUUAAGUAAGAUAUCAGUGCAGCCCACUUUCAGAUACAAUCUUAGUACUUGCUACGUCCUCUAAAGUGAGAGAUCGGGAAAAACACUGCUUUUGUGGAUUUUUGCUGUUGUUUUAGUUUCUAUUCAACAGGGGGAAAGACCAGGAAAAACAAACUGACAACUUGCCCAUUUACUUUAUAAGAGCAAAGUCAAAUCAAAAUGCAUUGCGGAUAAUCCUAAACCUUGCGGCAGGGAGGUGAUGUUUUAGACAGUGCUCCCCACACUUUAAAGCCGAGUGUAAUAUCUUUUUCAGUUAUCAAGGUCAGACCGUUUCCCUAACUUGGAGUGAAAGAAUUAGAUGAUGCAACCAGGCCAAGAGUGCAGGAUUCCUGGUACAUGCUCUCUAGAAAACUAUACUUACUACAUUCUAUCUUACGCUGCAAAGUUAUAGGUGAAAUUUAUAGUUCCAAAGUAGCUACUGCCUAUACAAGACUCAGCUGUGUUCUCUGAGUUCAUUCUUCAUGUCCUUCGGCCUCUGAAUUUCUACCAGUCCUCGGGUCAUGCACAGUAAGGUUGGACAGUUCCAGGUCCUUCAGUUCUCCAAGGCGAGUACCAAUGCUGCCACCUUCUGGGAACUGCAAUCAGUUGCAAAUGCCAAACAGCCAAUUCUGCUGUUCUUUGUAUGCUGUUAGGAGAAGAAAGUACUUAUGUGCCAAUAAUCACCAGAGAGUUGCUUUAUAAGUAUUCAUGUUUGGGAAUACCAGGAAGUGUUUUAUCAUCAUCAGACUGUGCUUGUGGGUACAGAGCAGUGUGAUUCUCUAAAUCUUCACAUGUCCAGCAUAGUCUAUAGCACUUGAGUAUCUGGUCAGCAGGAUCAUCAAUGCCGUUAUUUACAGGUAAUAUUCACAUUUUCGAUCAUGGGAUUGAUUUCGUCAUAUUCAUACAAACAGAAUACGAUAUGGACUGUGCAGAUAAUCAGUAUUCAAACUUAUGAAUCUAUACUUUACAAAGUUUUAAGAUUUUUGCUGAAUUCAACAUUAUCCUAUUUCACUUAAAAUUUAGACAGUAUAAUGUUAACUCUAGCCAAAGUAGAAAUUUAUGUCCUAUAUACAUGUCUAGAUUUUCUGGUGGCUCCUAUACCAUGUCUCACUUGAUAUUACAGUACUGUUUGUAAUAAAUGUUCUAAUUUCUACUUAGGAACUCUAAAUAUACAUCUCUAUUAAAUCAGGAGUUUUAUGCUUUUAGAGGCGUACGUAUUUUGAGCUCUACAUUUUAAUUUUCUGAGUGCAUGUUCUAUACUGUUUAAUACUUGACAUAUCUCGGCAAAUAUAGUCUUUUCAUUCCUGCCUGUGACAUACAGACUAUCUCUUGAAAACUGCCAUUGUCCCAUUUACCAAAUCAUGCUAGCCUAUGCUGUAUCAAAAGUAUGGUAUAUUUUAUGGAGAUUUAGUGAUAUACAUGUAAAUGUUUUUUAAGUUAUUUUAUUGAACUUCGAUAUUUACAUAAAGUUACAAUCUUUUUUUAAAGAAAGUGUCAGUGCCAGAACCGUAUUUAAAAAAAUUAUCAAAUAAA
Molecule: messenger RNA, 6267 nt
Organism: Microtus ochrogaster (prairie vole)
Lineage: Eukaryota; Metazoa; Chordata; Mammalia; Rodentia; Cricetidae
Gene: Slc2a13
Product: solute carrier family 2 member 13
Biological process (GO): transmembrane transport; myo-inositol transport
Cellular component (GO): apical plasma membrane
Molecular function (GO): myo-inositol:proton symporter activity
Source: RefSeq, a predicted model, not a curated record